AUGCAUUUCACCGCUGUUGCCCUUGCUGCUCUUGCAGGAUUUGCCCCUCUCAUUGAGGCCCACUACACCUUCACUCAGCUGAUGGUUAACGGUGCCCCCGUCGGCAGAGACUGGCAGUACAUUCGUCAGCACACCAGAGGCUACAUGCCUACCAAGUUUGGAGAGAUCCUUGAGAAUGACUUCCGCUGCAACAAGGGUGCCGGUUCGGGCGCCAACACCGAGGUUUACACCGUCAAGCCUGGUGACAAGAUUGGCAUGAAGCAGGGCUUCGGUGCCAACGGAAUUGAGCACCCUGGUCCCGCUCAAGUUUACCUGAGCAAGGCUCCUGGUUCAGUCAAGAGCUACGAUGGCAGCGGUGAUUGGUUCAAGGUUCAGCAAGACAUUCUCUGCAAGUCUGGUAACCCUCAGGCCCUCAAGACCGAUGCAUGGUGCAUCUGGAAGAAGAACAACAUCGAGUUCACUGUCCCUGACAACAUCCCCGACGGCGAAUACCUCGUCCGCAGCGAACACAUCGCCAUCCACGGUGCCCACGACGGGCAAGCCGAAUUCUACUACUCCUGCGCUCAGAUCAAGGUUCAAGGAGGAAAAGGCAACUCUACUCCCAAGGGUGUCAAGAUCCCCGGUGUCUACCAGGUCAAGGACAAGGCUAUCAACUUCAGCGUCUGGGGUUCUGCUACUACCUACCCUGAUCUGCCUGGUCCUGCUGUUGUUCCGGGCGGUCGCACCACUGGCUCUAUCGAUGGCAGAACUUCCGGUACUACUGUUGCUAAGCGUGCUCUUCAGGGUGGCUCUCCUGCUGUCAGAGCUGCUGCUGAGGUCAACAAUGCUUAG
This is a messenger RNA of Aureobasidium melanogenum CBS 110374, 831 nucleotides long. RefSeq lists its product as uncharacterized. Lineage: Eukaryota; Fungi; Ascomycota; Dothideomycetes; Dothideales; Saccotheciaceae. The transcript is spliced from 3 exons. Bases 1 to 831 code for a protein of 276 amino acids. The record is from RefSeq and is a predicted model, not a curated record.